AUGCGUUUCCUUGCAGCAGCGGCGAUGCUUUGCGGCCUCGCUGCCGUUCACGGCUCCUGUCCUGCUGGCCAAGAAGAGGUCACCAAGACGUGGCAGAUCAGUGCGAGCGAAGACGACUUCGAAGUGUCCCAUGCCUUUAUGACGGUGUCCUUGAGUGAUACUGAUCUCGAGCUGGGUGCUGACAUGAGCCCGGACACCAGCAAUAACAUCCCCGGAAAGCAGACCGUUUUCCUGAUGUUCCGCAACGUGGACCUGGCGUCGGAUGCGACAAUCAACUCUGCCCGUGUCGUCUUCACAGUGGACGGCACAGGCGGCUGCUGCGACGAACCCCUGGAGGUCACGGCGAAGAUGGCGUUGAACCCAUCCACCCUGAAUGUGACCAGCCUUACGGCGGCAGCAGCCUUGAACAUCUACGAGAAUGCAUCCACCAACGCCAGCGUGACCUACGUGCCUGAUGUCCACACCGUCAUGGGUGCCGAGGUCAGCACUCCGGACUUAUCCGCACCUCUGAGGGAGGUCCUUGCGCACAGUAGCUGGGGCAACUGGGUGCUGGUGAUCUUUGGCGACAGCAACUCUACCCGCGGACCGGAGAGCCGGGAGUACGAGACCUUCGACGGAACGCAGCCGUCGCAGGCCGCCAAGUUGGUGGUCGGAACUUGCCAAAUCCCACAGGGGAGCACGUCAAAUGCAAUCCCGAGGAGGUCGCUGGGUGUAUUGCUCUUCUCAUUUUUCGCCUUUUUGGCUAUGUGA
Symbiodinium sp. CCMP2592 is the source of this 750-nucleotide messenger RNA. NCBI's taxonomy places the organism in Eukaryota, Dinophyceae, Suessiales, Symbiodiniaceae. The record is from the annotation of a GenBank genome assembly.